AUGACAGUGGAAGAAAAGUUAAAUGGGGAAGUUACAGAGGUUGGCGACGUUGCAUCUUCUGAUCAAUCAAUCAAAGUUGCAGCUGUCUUUAAAGAGUAUGAGCCAGAAAAAGAAGUUCUUUCUGAGGUUGAUCAAAUUAUAAGGGAAUAUGAAUUGGAAGAUCAUCGAGAGCUGUUGACUCGGGGCGCAUUGUGGGCUAAUAACCCAGGUAUCCUUGAGACCGAAAGCUACAGCGAUGAAGACCGUCGAGUUGCUAAACAAGCGCAAGAAAGGCCACUUUCAUCGCUAUCUAAGCAUAUGCUGUUAGCCGCUCUAUGUACCUCAUGCGCAGCUAUUAACUUCGGGAUGGAUGAAAGUGCGAUUGGAGGUGCUGUUUUACAAUACCAAAAGCAGUUCAAUAUCACUGAUCCUAAUAUACAAGGUCUUACCGUUGCUGCUCCAUACCUUGCUGCCGCUUGUUUGGGCUCCCCUCUUACUAUCUACCUCGACAAUUAUGUGGGAAGAAAAUGGAUUGUUUUUUUGAGUUGCUUCAUUGGAUUUGCUGGGUCGCUCAUCCAAGGGUUCUCGAAUGGACUUGGCUGCCUUUUAUUCGCGAGGUUGUUUCUUGGGAUUGGAAUGGGCUUGAACUCUUCCACUGUACCAAUUUACACAGCCGAGUGUUCUCCAGCGAUAUCUCGCGGCGCCAUUUUAAUGCUAUGGCAAACAUUCAUAGCGCUCGGUGUAUGCUUGGGCUCGGUUUUCAAUCGGGCUUUCGUCAAUAUAAGCGGAUCACUUUCAUGGCGCCUUAUGAUAGGGUCUUCGGCGGUUGCUCCAUUCGUCACAGGAAUUUUAAUCUUUUUUCCACCUGAAUCCCCAAGAUGGCUUAUCGCCCACGGCAAAACAAGAGAGUCUUUGUACUCAUUAAUGAAACUUAGACCUCACGAACUCUCGGGUGCGCGGGACUUUUACAUUCUUCAUCAAUCCCUUAAGUUCGAGUCUGAAUUAGAAAAUCAGUUAUCUUCUUGGCAGCAGUUUUUGUCUCUUUUCACUAACAGGAGAAACAGGUUCGCCUUAAUCGUUUCACUGAUUGGAAUUCUGGGUCAGCAGUAUGGAGGUGUCAACAUCUUAGUAUCUUAUACAACAACAAUUUUAACGAAUGCCGGUGUUGACUCCGUUACAGCAAUUGCAGGCUCAAUUGGUAUUGGAGGUGGUUGUUUCUUAGCAACAUUUUUGUCGACGCAGCUGAUUGACCGUUUUGGGAGAAGGAAAAUGCUUCUAUUUACUCUACCCAUGGAGGCCUUGUGUUUAUUUUGGUUGGGAGGUGUUCUCAACGUUAACGAUGCACAAAGCAGACUGGGUGCAGGCCUGGCUUCAAUGUAUGUGUACGUUUUGUUUUACGGUGCUGGGAUUGGACCUGUAAGCUUCACUUUGGUAGCUGAGACCUCGUCCAUAACCGUGAGAAUGGCACACAGUGCCACCUGUAUGUUUGUGAAUUGGAUUCUAGACUUCUGUUUGAGCAUGACAUGGCCAAAAAUGGAAUCUUCAAUGACAGCUUCAGGAGGUCUUUAUUUCUACGGCGCUUUUAAUAUUGUUGUUUGGAUUUUGACGUUCCUAUGUAUCCCAGAAACAAUGCGCUUUACGCUGGAGCAGCUUGAUGAAAUAUUCAAAGUGGGCGUUUCGGCUCACAUUAAGAAAUCUUUGCACAGGAUAGUCCGCAACUAA
Molecule: messenger RNA, 1701 nt
Organism: Lachancea thermotolerans CBS 6340
Lineage: Eukaryota; Fungi; Ascomycota; Saccharomycetes; Saccharomycetales; Saccharomycetaceae
Product: KLTH0B00484p
Exons: 1
Coding region: 1-1701 (566 amino acids)
Biological process (GO): transmembrane transport
Cellular component (GO): membrane
Molecular function (GO): myo-inositol:proton symporter activity
Source: RefSeq, a predicted model, not a curated record